Molecule: messenger RNA, 4169 nt
Organism: Loxodonta africana (African savanna elephant)
Lineage: Eukaryota; Metazoa; Chordata; Mammalia; Proboscidea; Elephantidae
Gene: C2CD2
Product: C2 calcium dependent domain containing 2
Exons: 14
Coding region: 356-2446 (696 amino acids)
Source: RefSeq, a predicted model, not a curated record
GCCCGGACCGCGGCCCAGAACUUCCCAGACGCCCGAGUAGCAAGCGCCGGCGGCGGGGUCCGCUCGUGCGUCCCGGUUUUCCAGGUGUGAUUGGAGGGGGCGCGUUCCCGGGCUGUGGCCAUUGUGCGCAGGCCGGGCAUCUCCUCUCGGCCUCCGCGCCCGAGUCUCGGCGCCCAGAGGCCCUUGAAGCCGGUUCCUCCGCGUCGGUCCGACUUUGCCGCCGCGCCCCCGGCGCGCCCUCAGCUCCCGCGGGCCUGCGGGCUGAUGUCCUGAGCUCCCUGCCCGCGGGCGCAGCGCCCUGCAUCGGGGCCGCGCUGGGGAGCUGAGGGGAGGCGGCCGGGUAUGCGCCAGCACCAUGUCCCAGCUGGGCUCGUGGCUAGGUGAGGUGCAGUGGCUCGUCCUGGUGUUGCUCUUCGUCGCGGCCCUGGGCACGGUGGGCCUGUACCUGGCGCAAUGGGCGCUGGCCAGGGCGAGACCACGGCCCCAACGGCGGACAGAGGAGCCUGGCGAGGGGCAGCGCCCCGAGACGGACGCCCUGCUGAGCUGGAUCCUGACGCUGAACAGCUGGCGGAGCCAGUGGCAAGCGGCCUGGGUGACGGCUCUGAACGAAGAGGCCAAAAACAAAGGGGGCCCGCUGCUCCUGGCCUUCGAGGAGGACCUGCUGCAGCAGCCCCUGGAGCUGGCCGUGCAGCAAGUCUCGAGUGUGACCAAGUCUGCCCAGGAAAAGGUGGUGUCUUGUGAUGUGGUCGGUGAAGCCAUUCAGUUCAUCGUUUCUGUACUGCCUGCUUCUCCUGAAGGCAUGGGGCGCCGACUCUAUGACGUACGGCUCUCCCCUGUUCAUUUACAGCUAGAGCUGCGCCUGGAGGAGAAGAGAGAAGACAUCCAGAUCAGGUGGUCCUUCAUCAGCCUGCCGGAAAUGGCCAUUCAGAUCCGGCCCAAAGCACUGCGGGAGGACCAGAUGGGUGAGACCAGUGCAAUAGCUGAAACUCUCAAGGAUAUCUUGAAGCAUCUGGUUAGCUCUGCUUCCCCGUCGGUGGUUCUGAGCACAAAGCCGACGAGUGUCAAGGAAGUUCAGACUCUACAGCGCACUUCUGCUCCUCAGGAAUCCUGCCCUCCCAAACCGCCAAGGGCCCAUGAGCUAAAACUCCUGGUGAAAAACAUCCGAGCCUCGCUGCUAAGUGACUCCGGUGUUUCAGGCUGCGUGAACCCAGUGUGCACAGUCCAGCUGAACGAGCCCUUGCAGAGCUUCUCCAGCUCACCGGCGACGAACACUGGUGACCUCACUUGGGAGAUGGAGUUCGGCUUUGAGCUGAAUGCCAAAUCGAAGGAGUUACAGCUGCAGCUUUCGGAGGAUGGAAGACCCUCAGAAGGUCUGUUUGCAAUGACAACGAUUCCUUUAGAUUUAUUUAAGAAGCAACCUUCUGGACCACAGAGCUUUACGUUGACCAGCGGGUCCACCGCGGGCAGUCCAGUGUUGGGCUCGGUCACUGCAGAGUUUUCUUAUGUAGAACCCAGUGACUGGAGGCCCUGGCCAGCCCCUCCCCCUGUUCCUGCUGCGAAGAUAGAGAAAGAUCGCACAGUGCUGCCCUGUGGGACUGUGGUCACCACGGUGACUGCUUUGAAAACCAAGAAGCCUCGCUUCGACGCAGGGAGGGCAUCACCGCUGAGCCCUGAGUCUCCUGCGAAAACGCCCGUGAAAGUGAAGGUGAUCGAAAAAGAUAUCUCUGUCCAAGCCAUCUCCUGCCACGGCGCCCCCGUCAGUAAAACUUUCUCUUCUUCAGACACAGAAUUGUUGGUGUUGAACGGUUUGGAUCCAGUGGCGGAAGUGGCCAUCCGACAACUCAGCGAAUCUUCAAAACUGAAACUCAAGUCACCGCGGAAGAAAAGCACUAUCAUCAUCUCGGGGAUCUCCAAGACCUCCUUAUCUCAGGACAACGAAGCUGCCCUGAUGCUGGACUAUGCAGCCUCCAUGGACAGUGGGCGUCAGGAGGAGUCCCUGUCUCAUCUGGGGGCCGCUGUUGCCUCCGCCCCGCUUGAGGAAGACCAACCUGCCCAGGCCCCACCUGCCUUCGAGCCCCUGGAGAAUGAACUCGAGUCCUGGGACUUGGAGAAGGAGUCUGAGGCCACCGGGUGGGAUGGCCAUGGCCCGCUGGACCUCGAUGGAGAUGAGCUGUCAGAGAGCUCCUUGAGCGUCUCAGAGCCAGGCACUGCCAAGAAGCACAAAGGUGGAAUUUUACGGAAGGGUGCAAAGCUGUUCUUCCGCCGGCGGCAGCAACAGAAAGACCCGGGCAUGAGCCAGUCCCACAAUGACCUCAUAUUUCUGCAGCAGCCGGAGGGGGCCAGGAGGAAGGGGAUGAUCCUCAGCAGGAUCCUGAACAAGAAGCUGCUGUCCAGACCCAGAAGCAAGAAUGCAAUGAACGGUGCCCCUGUGGACCCCUGUGCAUAGGGCUGGCGGUUGGCAGCCUCCUUCCCGUGAACCCGUAUUAAUACCCUCACCGGGACAAAGCAUACGUGCCAGUGAGCUGUCACGUGGCCCUGCUUUGUCUAGCUUAGUGGUUUCCAACAAUUUGUUCUUUUAAAGGGGGAAAAAAUUAUACAUAUAUGUAUAUAAUUUUUUGUAAGAAGUCUCCAGCCAGGAGGCUUCCCCCAGAGAGGACUGACAAAACCUCAUUUGCUACCAGAUGUCACAUGAGACCCAAAAGCCCCAUAGCUGGGGCUGUGCACCAAUCUAAGCAUUGAGGUUAAAUAUUAGAAGGAGAUUUUUACAUUGUGAGCUACAUGACAUGCUCUUCUGGACUGUGGGGGUGACAGGUUUGGGGGACUCAACUUUAAACUCUACACCCUGAGUGGAGUCCACAACUGGACCUUGUUCUAAAGACAAGGUACACCUCUUCUGUGCUGUCGCUGUAAGCAGAAUGGAUGGGUCACCUCUGAUUAUUGGCUGCUCAGGAUAAAAAGUGCAGCUGGCCCUGAGUACAGGGAGGUGAGACAUAGGCAGAAGUAUUGGUAAAUAGAGAAAUUCUAAUAACAAUGGAAAUGCUAUGAUAAAUGUAGGAAGACACUUGCCUUUGAUAUUAGCCAUAGUACUUGAAAAAUUAUGCAACUACUAAAAUAUCCUAUGCAUAUUAUGCGGAACACUUUUUUGCAAGUUUACUUUGAGCCUACUUGCACAUGGAAGAUAUAUAUAAAUCCUUACGUGGUUUUUAUAUUUUUCUCAAUCGUGUCAAGAGCUCUAAUAACAACGGAGCCAUGAACACAUGGAUUUUUGUCUUCUCUGGCAUACUGGCUAAGCAAGAGUGCCGGCAAGCCCGUCAGAACGAAGUUAGAAGCAAUAAGCGACAGCUUUAACCACACAUACGUGGUUUUUCUUUAGCCUAAGGUUGAUUUGCCAAACAUUGCCAAUAGCCAGAACAAGUACUUUUAUGGUCACAGAGGAAAUUGUUUUGUGUCUCAGGUGUUUCUAAGUUUUAUAACAAAUGAGCCUAACUUCAUCCGAUUCCUUCUGUGACUCGUCAGAAUUCCACUUUGAACAGGGCUCGACUCAUUCUGGGGUACCUUUGUUUGAUUUCCAGUGGAAAAAAAAUGAUAAACUCGGCACACACUUUUAAUAUUCCAGUGUACCUCUCAAAACCUUUCUUCCUUAGUAUGACUUUCUCCUUAGGCUCGUUCACUGUGUUCACAUAAGUCCACUUAUUUUUGCAUGUGUCAUCUCCCAUGGACAUGCCUGUUAAAGAGCAGUUGUCAUCGGGGUGAAAUGUUUUCACAGUUUAAUUAGAUUCAUUUUCCUCCAAUAAGAUUCCAAAGGCUGUUAGGGAAACAGAUGUGAGGUUGCGUGACUGCCAUGUUAGCUGCUUGCUAGUCGUUAAACAUGUGUUUCAGGGCCAAUCAAGGCAUUGAUGAACAAAAAUCAUUAUAAAAAAGAACAGAAUUAUGGGAUUUUUUCUUUUCUUGUGUGUGGGAGAGAUCAGAAAACUAAGAAUCGAACUUUUAAUGCGCACUUCCAAAUUCUUAGGUGCUCUGGGAAUUACCACAGACUUUCAAAGGACUUUUUCAUCAUGCGUUGUUUCCAAAGGUUCUGUCCCGAUUUUAAUCAUUGUGAAUUAGCACCUGGAGUUCAAAAAAAAAAAAAAAAAAAAAUUAAUACCAAGUUAGUCUCCAGAGGUUAGUAA